Cinara cedri is the source of this 640-nucleotide messenger RNA. Lineage: Eukaryota; Metazoa; Arthropoda; Insecta; Hemiptera; Aphididae. The record is from the annotation of a GenBank genome assembly.
AUGAGGCGCAUAUCGAAUGGCCAAAAUGGAAGAAGAGUUUCAACAUCUACAAAGUGGCUGCUGGGAUAUCGAAAAGAAAAAAAGAAGAACAGUUGGCAAUAUUUCUACACAUUAUUGGUGAGGAUGCCAGAGAUGUUUUCGAUACAAUUAAUACAUCAGCAGAGGUACUUGAUAUUGCAAUUGAGCUAUAUUAUAUAUUAUAGGAGCUGUAUUCUGCAACAAGGUCAACAAACUAGAAGGGCCUAGAGCAUUCAAUAAGACAAUUCAGUGGUACGAGGAGCUGCAAAUUCAAGGCUGGUUAAUCAAGUUUAAACUGGAUACUAGAGCAGAAGCCAACGUCAUUCCAUUCUCAGUAUUGAAGGAAGUGGGAUUAACACCGAUCACAGUGAAGAAAUGUAAGAAAAAUCUCAUAAAUUAUUCUGGUACAGAUAUUAAUGCAGUAGAUAAAAUUAAUUUGUUAUGUAAAAUUAAGUCAAUCGAGGAGAGAAAUUUAGAGUUUUUUGUUGUAAAUAAUAAUGAUUGUGUACCAAUUUUAGGAUUAGAUACAUGUGUGCAACUUCAGUUAAUUAAUAGAGUAGACUUCUGUCAAAGAAACCCUAAUAACGUAAAUGUAAAAUGGGAAAUAGAAAAAAACCUUUAA